GCGGACGGGUUCUUGUGUCGCCGUGCAGCCUCUUCCGGUCCUCUUUCCAGCUUCCCGUGCAACAUGACCAAGAAGAGGAGAAACAACGGUCGUGCCAAGAAGGGCCGUGGACAUGUGCAGCCCAUCCGCUGCACAAACUGCGCCCGCUGCGUCCCCAAGGACAAGGCCAUUAAGAAGUUUGUCAUCAGGAACAUUGUGGAGGCAGCGGCUGUGAGAGACAUCUCAGAUGCCAGCGUCUUCGACUCUUAUGUUCUGCCCAAGCUCUACGUGAAGCUGCACUACUGUGUCAGCUGUGCCAUCCACAGCAAAGUGGUGAGGAACCGCUCCUGUGAGGCCAGGAAGGACCGAACCCCACCACCAAGAUUCAGGCCCGCUGCUGGCGCACCAAGAGCUCCUCCAAAACCAAUGUAAAGUGAAAUCUGAAGAUGCUGUGUUCCUGAAAAAGAAAAUUAAAACAUCUUUACAAAACUUGAA
Molecule: messenger RNA, 474 nt
Organism: Xiphophorus maculatus (southern platyfish)
Lineage: Eukaryota; Metazoa; Chordata; Actinopteri; Cyprinodontiformes; Poeciliidae
Gene: rps26
Product: ribosomal protein S26
Exons: 4
Coding region: 64-411 (115 amino acids)
Biological process (GO): translation
Cellular component (GO): ribosome; cytosolic small ribosomal subunit
Molecular function (GO): mRNA binding; structural constituent of ribosome
Source: RefSeq, a predicted model, not a curated record